Messenger RNA from Phytophthora nicotianae INRA-310, 1752 nucleotides. RefSeq lists its product as hypothetical. The transcript has 4 exons. The record is from RefSeq and is a predicted model, not a curated record. Bases 1 to 1752 code for a protein of 583 amino acids. NCBI's taxonomy places the organism in Eukaryota, Oomycota, Peronosporomycetes, Peronosporales, Peronosporaceae.
AUGGAGGAUCUAACAGCGUAUGCGCCGGGAGCUGCUGCUGGCGGCGGUGAAGCUACUCCCCACCGUGCCGACACUGGCGCUCCUGUUGCUGCCCCGGUCGCCCCCAGGGAACCGGAAGAAGAAGUAGGCUGUAGCAGCCAAAGCGCCGCGAGUGACAGCGAGAAGCUUGACGACAGCGAGGACGAGGACUUCACCCCCGACUCACAGGCAUCUAGUGACGACGAAGAGCCCCUUACAGCUGAGAGCGCAGGUAGUGGAGAGGAGGACACUGCUGCUGAGGGUGACGAGGACAUUAGUAUCUAUUUGAUGGACCAGGAUCUUCGUGGCCAAGUUACCUCCAUUCUUCUAGCUGAUGCGUGUGGGAAUCGCUGCGUGGAGAGCAAGACUAAGCAGCUGGAGUUGCUGCUCUGCUCGCUGUCCACAAUGACGAAAACGGCGAAGCCCAUCAGCCUCUACACGCUGUUGGGGGCACUGAUGCAGGUGCCUGUCGAUCGUGUCCGUGGGUAUGGACUUCGGGAUAAGUUCGCAUACUAUCUUCCUUUCGUGGGUAAGGUUUGUCGCCCACGUUUGCUCGCUGCUACGGUGUGGUCCCCCACUGUUCAACGAUACAAAAUCCACGUCCGUGACGGAAAUAUUGGAACGAAGAGUCAUGGGAACACUUAUAACCAGAACGCAGCGGCUGUUGAUCUGGUCUGGUUAGUGAAGUGGUUUAAGGAGUUUGCAGAGGAGGUUGGAGAGGUUGUGCCGGUGAGAGUUCGAAUGCAGAAGAUCAAGGAUGGCGUCACGAAGAAAUAUUACAGCAGCGAGAUGUACAUGCUACUGCCCGCGCACUUCACAUGGAAUGUUUUGUACGAGGAGAUGCACAGCUUCGUGGAGCAGAUUCGCCUGCGCGUCCGAGAGCCUGCACCCUCAACGAUGAGGAAGCUACUGACGCUCCAUUGUCCGACCAUUCGCAUUCGGUCGCCAAGGAGCAACGUGUGUGAUAUCUAUUCCAUCUACCAUACAAGCAUGCGCAACGACGUCAGUGCAGAAAAAACCGAGGCGCCUGGCAGACACACGGAGUCCGCUCGCAAAAUGCGCCGUGAAUACAAGAAGGACAAGACUUCAUGGUAUUUUUGUUCACUGUUGUACGUCAGUUGCUUCGGCAUUUUCUGCGAGAACGACGGUAUUCAAACCAACUACCUCUACGAUGAAACAGCGAGUGGAAAAGGCAGCGACCAGAUCAUCUCCAUGCUAGAACAUUUUCUCCUGACCAAGGUUCUGUCUGAAGGCAAGAAUAGAUUGACUGUUUACGCUGACAAUUGCUCGGGUCACAACAAGAACAACUACGUCAUCAAGUUCUUGUUGGCGCAAGUGGACAUGGGGCUGCUGAAGCACGUAGACUACAAGUUCUUUGUAAAGGGCCACACGAAUAACUCGUGCGAUCGAGGUUUCGGUCAUAUUCGCAAGCACGUUGCGAAAGAAGAUUGCUAUACUGUGGCUCACGUAGUGGACGCUGUUAAGGAAGCUGCGGCGAACUCUGUGACGGUCCACAUUUCACGUGGUAGCUUGCAGUUUAAGACGUACAAGGGCGUGCUGACGGAUCUGUACAAACGCCUAGAACGCAUUCAGCAAUAUCAGAUCUUCUCCAUGGACGAAGUGUCGAUUGGAGUAGUGUCGUGUAGGAAGGAACCUAGCGAUGAGCCCGUCGAGAUGAAUCUCCGGCCUUUUUGUUUGACGCAGUCUCAUAUCAGUUUACGCUGCUGGUACUGA